AUGCCUCAGCUGCAUACAUCACUGCACUUCCACUUGACACCUAUCGUAAUGAUAAACGGCUCGUCUCGUCGUGACCUUCUCUUGAAUUCUCAAGACUUCUGUUGCUCCAUGCCCGCAGGGGUAGAGAGCCCGUCGCUGUCUCGGUUGUGCUACCGGAAGCUCUGGGGAAGUCGGAAUAGGAGAGCACUCAUCUUGGGGUGGGGUUACUACUUAGAUGUUUUCAGCAGUUAUCCGCUCCGCACUUGGCUACCCAGCGUUUACCGUGGGCACGAUAACUGGUACACCAGAGCCCUUCCACUCGGCACCGUCGGAUCACUAAGGCCGACUUUCGUCCCUGCUCGACGGGUGGGUCUUGCUGUCAAGCUCCCUUCUGCCUUUACACUCGAGGGCCAAUCUCCAUCCGGCCCGAGGAAACCUUUGCACGCCUCCGUUACCUUUUGGGAGGCCUACGCCCCAUAG
Striga hermonthica is the source of this 459-nucleotide messenger RNA. The record is from the annotation of a GenBank genome assembly. Lineage: Eukaryota; Viridiplantae; Streptophyta; Magnoliopsida; Lamiales; Orobanchaceae.